This is a messenger RNA of Piliocolobus tephrosceles (Ugandan red Colobus), 2096 nucleotides long. It is a transcript of the gene NKAIN3, whose product is annotated as sodium/potassium transporting ATPase interacting 3. The record is from RefSeq and is a predicted model, not a curated record. NCBI's taxonomy places the organism in Eukaryota, Metazoa, Chordata, Mammalia, Primates, Cercopithecidae. Bases 215 to 808 code for a protein of 197 amino acids. The transcript is spliced from 7 exons. Gene Ontology annotation, biological process: regulation of sodium ion transport.
CGCUCGGGUAGUGCACGCCGCACUGACCUCGGCCCGCCCCGCCGGGAAACUAACAAAGGCGGGCGCGAGCCCGAAGCCCAGGAGCCGCGAGCGGCGGCCGCGGGGCUGGGGAGCCUGGGCCGGGCCGGGCGGGGACUACUCCGGAGUCAGGAGGCAGCAGCUGCGGAGGAAGCGGAUCCCCGGCAGUCAGCGCCGCUCGGACGCUGCCGGCACCAUGGGCUGCUGCACCGGACGCUGCUCGCUCAUCUGCCUCUGCGCGCUGCAGUUGAUCUCAGCAUUAGAGAGGCAGAUCUUUGACUUCCUUGGUUUCCAGUGGGCUCCUAUUCUUGGAAAUUUUCUGCACAUAAUAGUUGUCAUAUUGGGUUUGUUUGGAACCAUUCAGUACAGACCUCGAUACAUAAUGGUGUAUACAGUGUGGACUGCCCUCUGGGUCACCUGGAAUGUGUUCAUUAUCUGCUUUUAUUUGGAAGUAGGUGGACUCUCAAAGGACACCGAUCUAAUGACAUUCAAUAUCUCUGUACAUCGGUCAUGGUGGAGAGAACAUGGGCCUGGUUGUGUCAGAAGAGUGCUGCCUCCCUCAGCCCAUGGCGUGAUGGACGAUUACACGUACGUCUCUGUCACAGGCUGCAUCGUUGACUUCCAGUACCUAGAGGUCAUCCACAGUGCUGUCCAAAUACUACUCUCUUUGGUGGGUUUUGUGUAUGCCUGUUAUGUGAUCAGUAUUUCCAUGGAAGAAGAAGACACAUAUUCAUUUGAUCUGCAAGUAUGCAAACAUCUUUUUAUCCAGAUGCUGCAAAUCACUGAAUAGAGCAAGAGUCAGUAAGAUAUUAUCACCAAAUUGUCACAUCAGUCAGGCCUCAUGUGCUUCCUAAGAACUGAGGUGAUGCACUACUUUAGAUAGAGUGUCAUUCUAAACCCCAGAUUCAACAUCUUCCUAAUCUUUCUAGUGCAGUCUAAUAUAUAAAUUUUAUGAAAAACAUAGGUUUUUUUUAACCUGAAGUGCUAUUUGAGAAUAUAUAUUAAUUCUUAAAGAUUGGCAUUGGUUUUCAUAAAAUGUUAUAAACUAUUAUCUUAGCAUCUUACCAGGAAUUUCCACUAAAUUCACCAAUUUAUGAUUUGUGAAAUCUAAUUUCUUUUACUUUUUGAAAAUUUUCCGUGAAUUUCCCAUUUUCAGUGUUGUAGCACCUCUCUCUUCCUCUAAGAUCCUCCAAACUCACCAAAAGCCACAAUCUUAUUGUACCAGCAGUUUUAUUUAUUCAAUCCUUUAACAAGUAGUUAUUGAACUUCUAUAAUGUGCCAGGCUCUGGGCUUGGCACUGGAGCUCACCUUAUGCCAAACAGAUACAAUCAAUCCAUUCAAAGUGUCCUAAUUACACAUUGAGGGACCAACUAUAUCUUUUCUCAUUGUAAACUUGGAGCAAAAGUAAAUUCAUUAAAAUAACUUUACAUUAUAGUGCCACAAAAAAAUGAACAGAACCAGAAAGCAUUUUUUAUAAAAAUUAACAGAACAGUGUCAUAGAGGGAAAAAGGAUGUGAGAUCAUGGUGCCCUACCUUCAAUAGGGUAGCCAGAAAACACCUCUCUGAAGAAGCAGCAUCUGAGCUGAGACCUGAAGAACAAGGAGUCAGUGAUGCAGAGAACCUUACGAGAUGGCUUCCAAUCUGAGAAAACAGCUGUACAAACAGCAUCGAGCCGGCACCUGCUCAGCUUUUGGAAAGGACUCAGGAAGCUUUUACUCACGAUGGAAGGCAAAGCGGGAGCAGGCACGUCACAUAGCAAGAGUGGAAGCAAGAGAGACACCAUGCUGUUUUAAACAAUCAGCUCCCAUGUGAACUAAUAGAGAGAGAACUCACUUAUUUCUGUAGCGAGGGCAUCAAGCCAUUUACAAGGGAUCCAUCUUCAUGACACAAACACCGCUAUCUCCCACCUCCAACACUGGGGAUGACAUUUCAACAUGAGAUUUGGAAGGGACAAAUAUCCAAACUAUAUCAUAUGGUUUGCAGAUAUUUUCUUCCACUCCUUGAGUUACCUUUUCAUUUUGUUAAUUGUUUCCUUUGCUGUGCUGAAGCUUUUUAGUUUAAUGAAAUCCCAUUUGCCU